UUUGGGGCCGAGUUCCGACGGUUCUCGUUGGACCGUCACAAGCCUGGGAAGUUCGAGGACUUCUACAAGCUGGUGGUGCACACCCACCGCCUCACCAACACCGACGUGACCAUCGGCUACGCGGACGUCCACGGUGACCUGCUGCCCAUCAACAACGAUGACAACUUCUGCAAGGCGGUCUCCAGCGCCAGUCCCCUGCUCAGGGUCUUCAUCCAGAAACGAGAGGAGGCCGACCCCUACAGCUUCGGGGCGGGCACCCUGUCGCGGAAGAAGAGGGUGCUGGUGGCUCUGCGGGACGAGGGCCUGCGCCGGCGUGCACAGCUCAGCAUCGGCAUGCCCCACGACUUCCGCCCUGUGUCCUCCAUCAUCGACGUGGACAUCCUGCCGGAGACGCACCGUCGCGUGCGGCUGUUCCGGCAUGGCUGCGAGAAACCACUGGGCUUCUACAUCCGCGAUGGCACCAGCGUGCGCGUGACUCCACAUGGGCUGGAAAAGGUCCCAGGCAUCUUCAUCUCCCGCAUGGUGCCUGGGGGCCUCGCAGAGAGUACCGGGCUGCUGGCCGUGAACGACGAGGUCCUGGAGGUGAACGGCAUCGAGGUGGCCGGGAAGACGCUGGAUCAGGUCACGGACAUGAUGAUCGCCAACAGCCACAACCUCAUCGUCACAGCACCACCAGCCACCACAGCCUGCCGGCCGCCCACGCCCUGCACAACAUCCACCCCGACGAAAUGGAGAGCGACGAGGAGGUGGACAUCGUCAUUGAGGGGGCUCCCGAGCCACCACGUGUGCCUAGGGCACAAGGCACACCCGCAGGUAGCCUCUCCCGGGUCAAUGGCGCCGGCCUGGCCCACAGACUGCAGCGGGACCUGGCCCUGAGCGGGGCAGGGCGGGACAGCGCCGGCAGCAUGCACCGGCUGCUCAGCUCCCUGAAGGCGGACCCCCGCCACGGCCUGGCCCUGCCCCCGGGCGGCGUGGAGGAGCACGGGCCGGCCCUGACGCUCUAGCAGACGCUGGGGUGUCCCGGGAGGUGGGAGCUGAUGGACAGACUCCAGGAGGACAGGUUCCACGGGGACAUGUUUUUAAAUUCUUAUUCCAAUUUUAAAGUAAGAAAAAUAA
Tupaia belangeri chinensis (Chinese tree shrew) is the source of this 1116-nucleotide messenger RNA. RefSeq names its product par-6 family cell polarity regulator gamma (gene PARD6G). Gene Ontology annotation, molecular function: protein binding. Gene Ontology annotation, cellular component: nucleus; cell cortex; apical plasma membrane. Gene Ontology annotation, biological process: establishment or maintenance of cell polarity; centrosome cycle; regulation of cellular localization. The record is from RefSeq and is a predicted model, not a curated record. Lineage: Eukaryota; Metazoa; Chordata; Mammalia; Scandentia; Tupaiidae.